ACUCACAUCCAUAUUUGUGUCACAACAUACAGCCAAGCUAUUGUACAUGAGAGUGAAUUACCUGAGGUUAAUGGUCAUACACAAUGUCAUCCACAUGGAGGAAACAACUGUGUAUAAAAGCAUGGACCAGUCGGAAAAACAUAUGCACAUGCACAUAUGAAAAACACGUGGUGCAGUUGCGUAAACGCAGGAAAAUGUGCGCAUGUGCAGAAAAUACCUGUAGCAGGUGCGCAAGCGCAGGAAGACGUGCGAAUGCACAGAAAAUAAUAGUGCAAAUGCACAGCAGAGACUUAAAACACUGACAUUCCAAUGCACAGAAAAUCGUUGAUCGGUGUGAAAAUUCAAAAAAUGUGCAAAACGGCAAAAAAAUGUGAAAUAG
Messenger RNA from Geodia barretti, 379 nucleotides. The record is from the annotation of a GenBank genome assembly. Lineage: Eukaryota; Metazoa; Porifera; Demospongiae; Tetractinellida; Geodiidae.